Molecule: messenger RNA, 1834 nt
Organism: Gallus gallus (chicken)
Lineage: Eukaryota; Metazoa; Chordata; Aves; Galliformes; Phasianidae
Product: coiled-coil domain-containing protein 81-like
Exons: 13
Coding region: 455-1795 (446 amino acids)
Cellular component (GO): centrosome
Source: RefSeq, a predicted model, not a curated record
GUUGGUCUUGAGCGUUUCUCACAGAAAGCAGCCACGUGCAGCCGACUGCACGGCCUGCUGUGUUAAUGGCUGGGAUGCACAGGGCUGCAGCGCUGGCGUUCUGCUGGAUCUGCUCUUCCUUCCCACAGUGACAGCGGAACGCGGCAGAAAGCGCAGCGAGGCGGCAGAGCAGCAAGGAGCUGACGUACAGAGCGCGGGCUGUGGGGAGAAAAGCAAGAGGAGAAAGAGGGCACCGGGUGUUGGUGUUCCCCCGGACUGCCACGUGGAUCGGUUCAUUCAGUGGCAUCAAGGCUGGACCUGCUUGCAGCGGCUUUGGACACCUCGCCCACGGGAUGGAUGCAUUGCUGUACAACUCCCCAGUGGCCGGGAGAGCUUCUCCAGAUGCUCAUUGCCAACGGGGCUCCCCCAGAUUGUGGCGAUCUGGGAUGCUGUGUCUGAUUACAUCCUGGAACAGAUGAAGCUGGACAAGGGAGUCCUGGUCCCGGGACUCGGGCUCUUUGCUGCGGUCCGAGAGCAAUUCCACAGCAAAGAAGUGGCGGUGUCGGUCCGAAGACCUGUCUUCCAGCUGGACAUCGGGGUGCUGUGGCUGCAGGACCUCCAGUCGCCCACCGACAUCAUCCCCGACGAUGUCAAGAUUGAGCGGCUGAACUACCGGCAGCUCUCGCGAGCCACCGGCAUCUCGCUGCACGUGGUGCAGCGCUGCGUGCGAGAGACCGUCCUCUUGUACUGUCACCUCCUGAGGAACAAGGCGCACGUCUCAUUCGCCUUCAAGAACAUCGGCGUUAUGACAUACGAGGACGACUUCCUCUGCAUGAGGUUCUUGUCCAGCUGCAUUACAACGCUGGAGAGCAAUGCCAGCCUGACUGCACUGCUCCACACUAGAAUUUGGCCGGCCCGUUCUGCUGACUUCGGGUCAGAGACCACCGCUCAUGGGAUCCAGGUGUUGCCGAGGUUUCAGCUCGCUGUGAAAAAGAGCAGAGCAGAGGCCGCCGCAGAAAGGAACGCUGCAGUGGCGCGGAAGAUGAGUAGAGGGGGCACUGCCGGCAGGCUGCUACAGAAGCGGAAGACACUUCCCCCCUCCAUGCUGCUGCAAUACCAGGCAGGCUCAAGGCAGCAAGAUGUGGCAAAGAAGCCUUCUGCCAGCGUGCUCCCGCCGUGUGCAGGCAGCUCCCACGGGAGAAAGCAAGCAGGACAGAAGGAACCAUCUACUCCUGCCCAGACCAGCACUGCACUCCCUGCGACAGAGGACUCUAAGAGAGUGCUGCAGGAGCUCCGGGAAGUGUCUGCCCUGUGGAAUGAAGCAGACCGCACGUGGCCCGUGUACCAGCAGCAGGUAGAGCAAACGCGGGCAGAAAGAGCGGCAUGGGAAGGCUGGAGUGCAGGGGAGGACCAGCCUCCACUGCAGCGGUUUGCCAGUGCGAGCGUGUGGGCUCCGCGUCCUCCAGCCCAGCCCCGGGGACAGCAAGUGAGGAGGAGGUGGAGGAAGGAUGUGGAUCCUCCGCCGGGAAGUAAAAUGGGAACAGCGACCAAGCUGGCACUGCAUGCCGACCUCCUCUCCCCGCGAGCAGCUCAGGUGCUCCAAAGGUUGGAGCCCCGCCUCCAUCAGCAAGAGGCUUUUGCUGACACCGCGGAAAGAAACCGGCAGAAGCUGGAGCUGAAGCGGCAGCUCCCCUGUGCUCGAUGCUCGUACCGCUCCAGAGGGGAAGGUGCUGGCAACAGUGGUGACGGCGCUGGAGCUGUCGGCAAGGGGGCUGGGAAGCUGUCCGGAUUUCCACCUGUGAAUGGCAAAUCGUAGAAUCAAAGACUUGUAGAAUGGCCUGGGUUGAAAAGGACC